AAUUGGGAAGUUUGGUACACAUUUUUUGACAGACGGACACCAGUGGGGAUAUCGGAGCAGCAGCAGCAGCAGUGCCAGAGAGUCAUUGAAGAUCAACAAAGAUGUCUUCCAAAUACAUGAUCCUUGUGGCCCUUUUGGGUUUAUCGGCCAUCACCUGUCAUGCCGUCAACAUGCAGAGCAUGAUCGAUGAGGAAAAUGCCAAAUGUGAAAGCGGCACUGACAGCAUGGCUUGUGUGAAGGUGAGAGCUAUGAGGCUUGUGGAUACAGUGAUGACGAAAGAUGAAUUUAAGAUCUCCAAUGUUGAGGUUAAAUCAAAUGGCUAUCAAUCACCCGCCAGUGAAGCUCGUUCCACUGGCAAUUUCUUCGAUGUUGUUGAGAAGUAUUUGCAAGGCCACGACGUUACCAUGGACUUGCCUAUGGCUGAUGCCAAAGUCACUGUCUCAUCCCGUAAUUUGGCCAAUGAUGAAUUAAAUCUCAAUGUCAAAUUUGCGGGAGACGGUGUCGUCGAGGGCAAGGGUAAGAAGGGAGGCCUUUUCAAGAAGGGCAAGAAACAUCGUUUGCGUAAAAUGGCCAUGCCCAUCAUGGUCUUGAUCUUGCUGAAAGCCAUCACCAUUAUUCCCAUGGCCAUAGGUAUUUUGAAAAUUAAGGCCAUGAAUGCCUUGGGCUUGGGUUUCUUCUCAUUCAUUGUCUCGGUUGGUUUGGCCAUUUUCCAAGUUUGCAAAAAGAUCGCCCAUGAACAUCAUUCAGCCCAUAUCACAGCCCAUGGACCUUGGGAUGGUCGUUCGGUCAGUUCUAUUCCUAGUGUAGAGCAAUUCGAAACAAUUCCUGCUGCCCAAAACUUGGCCUACAAUGCUUACAACUACUAAGCAACAGCAGCUAUCAAAGAAAAAACCUAACAACAACAAAAAUCCAACAAAACCAGAAAAAACGCCUCACUCCUUACCCACAAAGUAUGCCCUUCCUACCGGCAAAACCUCUUCCUAAGCAAAGAACAAUCAGUCAUGGUUGUUUUAAGAGGAAGUAAAAACUUUAGAAAGAAGGAAACAAACAAAAGAGGAAAAACUUCCGCAAAAACAACAUGCUGAAAAAAAAGCGAAAAAGGGGAAAAGGGGAAAAAAAUGGAAUUUAACAUAGAAUAUGUUACAAGAUUACAACCGGCUUGUGUUAAUUUGAUGGAUUGCCAAGUUUACACCAUUUGCCAACAGCAACAAGAAUCUUUUGACACAAUUUCCGGUUUCCGCUUGAUUACACCCCCCCUCAUAGCCUUAU
Stomoxys calcitrans (stable fly) is the source of this 1269-nucleotide messenger RNA. RefSeq lists its product as uncharacterized. The transcript is spliced from 4 exons. Lineage: Eukaryota; Metazoa; Arthropoda; Insecta; Diptera; Muscidae. Bases 102 to 866 code for a protein of 254 amino acids. The record is from RefSeq and is a predicted model, not a curated record.